CGAAAAAACCGCAAAAAAUUUAGUCCAAAUGAAAUCAACGGCCUCUCCUCCUGAGUCUGCUCCUCCGCCGACUCCUCGACCUCGACUGCGGAGCACCCGAUCCAACUCCUCCACCUCCUUCUCCUUCUCCUCCUCCUCCUCCUCCUCCUCCAUAUUCUCCAAACCCUCCCCUUCCCGCCAAAACUACAUCCUAUCCCCAUCCCGCUCCUCCUCCUCCUCGAUCCCCUUCAGCUGGGAACAAACCCCUGGGAUCCCCAAAACAGUGCCUAAAACUCUAAAACCCCACCCAAACCCUACUAACCCUAACCUCCCCCUCCCUCCCCCACUCCGCUCCGAUUCAUUCACUCGCAAUAUCGCCGCCGCCGCCGCCGCCGAUCCCUUCGCCGUCGCGCUCGUCGAAUGCCGCCAAAGAUCCACGCGCGGAGGCGUCCCAUCUAUGGAUCUUAGAACAGGGCCGCCGCGAUCAAAACGCGGCGGUGGUCCGCCGGCGAUCGUUUCGGUUUUGGGUUCGUGCAAGACCUCGUGCUUGGUGGCGAAUUCUGUGAUCGAGAUUCGAGGGUUAGCAGCGGGUCGGAUCUUAUGGGGCCGUGGCAUCGGCGGGUCGGGUAAAGAUCGGGGCAUUCGGUUUCGGGUUCAGAUGCGAUUUGAGAUAAGUACGCAGAUCAGUUUGUGGUGAGGUUGUUGUUUGUUAUUUUUUAAGUUUAAUUACACAAAAACCACCUAAACUUUGGGGGUUUUUGUGCAUGACCCCCUGAACUUUAAACUUUUCUCGUUGGACUAACUUCCAUGUAAUUUGCAAAUGAAUAAAAUUUACUUGGGAGGAAAAAAAAAUCCAAAUAUUACAUGAGGGGGCAUGCUGCUUGUAAAAUGAUAUGUAACAAAGAUUGAGAUUUUUCACUCUAAAAAAUAUUUUAAUUAUUUGCAAAUUAUCUGGGAGCAGAUUAAAAUUCAGGGAGGUUUUGUGAGACACCCCUAAAAUUUAGGGUAUUAUGUAAUAUAAAUAGAUUUUAAGAAGGUUGUGAGCAACAUCAUCCAAAGUUUGUGGUUGAAAAAUUAACCCUAAUUUUUAAGUGGGGACAAGAAGAUUAUGUUUUCGAUCA
Asparagus officinalis (garden asparagus) is the source of this 1100-nucleotide messenger RNA. Its product is annotated as serine/arginine repetitive matrix protein 2-like. The record is from RefSeq and is a predicted model, not a curated record. Lineage: Eukaryota; Viridiplantae; Streptophyta; Magnoliopsida; Asparagales; Asparagaceae. The transcript has a single exon. The coding region runs from base 29 to 676 and encodes 215 amino acids.